Molecule: messenger RNA, 2073 nt
Organism: Cladophialophora immunda
Lineage: Eukaryota; Fungi; Ascomycota; Eurotiomycetes; Chaetothyriales; Herpotrichiellaceae
Exons: 2
Coding region: 614-1915 (433 amino acids)
Biological process (GO): protein peptidyl-prolyl isomerization; protein polyubiquitination
Cellular component (GO): catalytic step 2 spliceosome
Molecular function (GO): peptidyl-prolyl cis-trans isomerase activity; ubiquitin-ubiquitin ligase activity
Source: RefSeq, a predicted model, not a curated record
CGAUUUUCGAGGGGCGAUUUGUUAUUUUCUCCACAGCCUCGACUUCUCCCUCUCACUUUGCCUCCUACAGCACCACGUUUCUCAAUCUUGGUCCAACCCGCGCUUAUAGAGAAGACUGAACAUGGGCAAAGGUCAGAUCGCCCCCUCUCGCUCGCUCGCCUCAGCCUGCUGACGAGCUUUUCCAGGGACCGACAAACUCUACAUCACUCACUCCGAAUGGGCCUCGUCCGAUGCGUACUCAGCGAGCGCGGGCGCCGGUGUGCGCGCUGACACCUCCCACCACGCCGCCUUCAAGCGCCUGCCCUUCAACUUCUGCGCCCUAAGUCUGCAGCCCUUCACCACGCCCGUCUGCACAUCCGAAGGCAUCAUAUUCGACCACGAGAACAUCCUACGGUGGCUGCUAAAACAUGACACGAACCCGACGACUGGGAAGCCCUUGAAACAACAGGAUCUCAUAAAGUUGCAGUUUGCGAAGAACGACAGCGACGAAUAUGUCGACCCCGUUACAUUCAAGGUAUUCACGGACAACACGCACAUCGUGGCGAUCCGCCACGGAGAUUCAGCGAAUGUGUUCGCAUACGACACCGUUGAGCGACUGAAUAUAAAACCCAAGAUGUGGCGCGACUUAGUCUCGGACGAGGAGUUCACCAGGAAGGACCUGAUUACCCUGCAAGAUCCGCAGAAUGUGGAGUCCCGCAACCUCACCUCAUUCAAGUACUUGAAAGACGGGGAAGAUUCAGGGAUCCCUAAAGAGGAAGCGUCCAUCAAUACCGCGAGUCUAGGCAGUGCUGCGGACCUGAAAAUCAUGAAGGCGAAGGAGGCGGUUGCAAAGGCUAGGGCCGAGCGAGCAAAUGCUGUCUUGCAAAACAGCAAAUCUUUGUCGACGUCAACGUCGGCCCACACAGUCAAGAAGACAGCUUCAACAUCCCAAUCGUCAAAACCAAUACCUUACAAUGCAACACGCCACACCACCGGUCAAGCUGCCGCCUCCUUCACCUCCACCGGGCUCACACCGCACACCUCCAACGCGCUCGCAACGAUGACAGACGAAGAAUACAUUCUGAAACCCCGGCGGGUCAAACACAAGGGUUACGUCCGGCUGUCCACCACCCUCGGACCCCUGACAUUAGAACUCAACCCGGAGUACGCGCCCAAGGCCGUCUGGAACUUCGUCAAGCUGGCGCAAAGGGGGUAUUACGACGGCAUCAUUUUCCACCGCAACAUCCGAAACUUCAUGAUCCAGUCGGGCGAUCCGACCGGGACAGGCAGGGGAGGGACGAGCAUAUGGAACAAAAACUUCAACGACGAACUCGAAGGCCCGCUGAAGCACGACAAGCGGGGCGUGCUGAGCAUGGCGAACAAGGGCAAGAACACGAACAGUUCGCAGUUCUUCGUCACCUACCGCCCCGCCAGCCACCUGGACCACAAGCACACCAUCUUUGGACGGGUCGUGGACGACGACGGCGGCGACUCACUGGAGACGCUCAAGCGGCUGGAAAACGCGCCUGUGGACAGCACCGACCGGCCCGAGGAGGAGAUCAAGAUCGUCGAGGCAACGGUGCUGAUUGAUCCGUUUGAGGAGUUUUGGAAGCAGAAGAACCAGGCGGAGCGGACCGAGAAGGAGAAGUCGGAUCGAAAAGCUGCUGCCGCCGACGAAGGAAGUCUCGAUGUGGACGAGGACCGCACGACAUGGACGGGCAAGAGGAUACGAGACGACGGCACGGUGGAUUCUGGCGGCGGUAUCGGACAGGUGGGAAAGUAUCUCAAAGCUUCAUUAGCAAGGCACGGCCACGACAAUGACAAUGACAAUGACGAGGACGAGAUUGUCGAGUUCGUCGAUGACGAGCCUGAGGAACCCGUACGGAAAAAGGCAAAAGGGGGAGGUGGCGGGUUUGGAAAUUUUGAUUCGUGGUGAUCUCUACAUUUAUUCCUACAUGGAAAUGGGGAGUAUGGGACGAGAUCACGGCCAAACCUGGAAUGACCACCAGCACCAAAAUCAAGAUUCCAUGUUAACUUACCUUACCUACCUUGUCUGAUUAGAUUUCCUGUCAACGAUCAAACCCAUUGAACCCU